Fusarium pseudograminearum CS3096 is the source of this 2109-nucleotide messenger RNA. RefSeq lists its product as uncharacterized. The coding region runs from base 1 to 2109 and encodes 702 amino acids. The transcript has a single exon. The record is from RefSeq and is a predicted model, not a curated record. Lineage: Eukaryota; Fungi; Ascomycota; Sordariomycetes; Hypocreales; Nectriaceae.
AUGGAGACGCCAAGAAUCUACUCUGAGUCUGUUGGCACGGAUUCCCUCCGUCUCGCCACCAUUACCAUCAAUCCCGAUCAAGUUCCCUCCAUUGUCCUCAAAGCAUUUGAGUUUUCCAGUCCUACCAGGCCGGAAUACCAUGCGCUCUCCUACACAUGGAACCCUCCAUACGGGGACGAUGCUAUACGCUACACGGAGACAGAAAUGCGAUCUAUUCUCCUCAACGGGUCCAAAUUCUCUGUGAUGCCCAAUCUCUACGAUGCCUUCUUCCAGCUUCACCAAUCCUGUCCGCAGAUGCCAUUCUGGAUUGACGCUCUCUGCAUCAAUCAGAGCAGUCUACAGGAGCGCAAACUUCAAGUCAGCAUCAUGGACCGAAUCUUUGGAGGGGCCAGUCGAGUCGUUGUGUGGCUGGGAAAGCCCUAUCCUAAAAUUGAGCUGGCUCUCAGGGCUGUAGAACGCAUGGCCUCUGUUGCAGUCACAAUGAGCAAAAGCAUUAUCCGGGAACAAAAGUAUCAUCACACUCAUUAUCUGGCAGAAAUGAAAGAGGUCUAUGGGCUUGAGCCCUUGAGUUUUGACGAGGCUGACGCCUUGAUUACGCUCUUCGAAUGUCGCUGGUUUGCGAGACAGUGGGUAAUUCAAGAAGUGGCCCUCGCUGGACAGAUCGACAUUGUGUGCAAUGACAUGAGCGUUCCAUUUGACAAGAUUGGGUCAACGGCCCUAUUUCUGCACCUCAGUGGCCUGUUUAUGGCCUGCAGCAACUUACUCAUGGUGCGUGGGAAAGAUCCCGAGUUGAUAAACAAGACGCAUUUGUUCCAGGCUGAGAGAACUCUAAUAGUCCGCGAGUGGUGCAAAGGGGAGCACAGUGAGUGGAAGGAUGAGUUACCUUUGGUCGACUUCACGGCUGGAAUUGUGGAAGGUACUACGGCUGUUGGUCAGGCGAAGGAGAGUAUGGUCGGCAUCGUCCUUCUCAAGCUGCUGAUGUGGCUGGUGGGUUUCGAUUGUACAGACCGUCGCGAUACUAUAUACGGACUGGGCGGUAUUAUCAGUCACGUUGCCAGAAUUCACGGUCUCGACAGCAUCCCGCAGGGACUCCAGCCCAAUUAUCAGCUCGAUACAGUCACUGUACUCCACAACGCGGCGACGGAGAUUCUGCAGGCUACUGGGAGUUUGGCCCUCCUGGGUGUUGUCAAAGACCUAGCUCUACGAGAGACCUCAGGUCUACCGUCAUGGGUCCCCGAUUAUAUCCCAAGAUUGAUACUGAAUCCGAUGGCUGGGCCAAACUUCAAGUCUUUAGGCAAGUUCGAUACGUCCCAAUCUCUGGAUACGGCCACGUAUAAGGUCGAUUUUCGUGUAGACGACAAGGUCUUGCAUGCCCGCGGGUUCCUCCUAGGUCGCGUCAAAGCCAUGGGCGAGACUGCCAAGGCCAUAUUUGACGGCUACCUCACUCAGUGCGCUGCGAUGUUGAUCGACGCGGAUGAUACUUACCCCUUCACCAACCAGCCAUUCGCGGAGGCAUUCUGGCGAACAUUGGUAUUUGACCAAGACUUAUCCGACCGCCCAGCCAAACAACCCGAGACUAAGCAUUUCCAAGAUACCGUUCUCAUCUUGAUGAUCGUACGAAUGAAGGCCGCGUUAGAAUCUGGAGGCGCAGACGCUGUCAAGGCUUUUCUCCAGACUCUAGGGCAUAUGGAUGCGCUGGAAGCCAAGCACCCGGAACACAGCCCCUUCCAUGGAAGUACGUUCCUCACAUCGUGCUGCAGAAGGUUUGGAUUCCUCCCAGAAGAUGGAGACGAAAAGCUAUGGACAUAUGAGCAGCUAAUGGCUUGGCUGGGCCCAGUAGAGAAGAAUGCGUUGUUUAUGAGCGCGUUGCUAACCACCACUCUCCCCAGCCGGCGGCCAGCGGUAACGGAGCAGGGACAUUUUGCCUGUGUCUUUGAGACUACUCUCGUAGGUGAUGAAAUCUGGGUUGUGUCUGGAUGUCCGACGCCGCUGCUUCUGCGACAUGAGGGUCAACAGUAUAGUUUAGUGGGUGAGGCGUAUGUUCAUGGCGUUAUGCAUGGGGAGGCUGUUGAUGCUAAUACCAAAUGGACACAUCUGGAAAUCAUAUAA